AUUCCCAAGCCGACUUGGCACUGGUGGAUCGGAUAGGAUACCAGUUUCGUCUUCACCUGAUCGCUCUCUUCUCGUCAAGCGAUGACGAAAGCCUCCUGUUGUUUUGGUAAAGCUGAAGCCUUCCUUUUGAAGAUGCCAGGAGAGGAGACGGUGGUCCUCAAUCCUGAUGCCAGGUGUCUCACGCUUUGGUCCUCGAGAGAUGGAGAUAGGCGAGCCAAGCGAGUCGGCCAGCAUCUCUUUCCGAGAAGGAGGGAGUGGGUUGUUCAGGUCUCCCACUACCCACUAAGGAAGUAGCCGAGAGAAUCCUACAGAAAUGAAUUUCCAAGCGAAGUUGGGGACCUUCCUCGACCUCUUGUGGAACCUGAUAGGUGUUAAACCCAAAAAUAAUUCAUUUGCGAUGGAAAAGGCUCUAGGCAGAGGAACCCCAAAGAGGAUUGCAGUAGUGACAGGGGCCAACAAAGGAAUUGGACUGGAGAUAUGCAGGCAGCUAUCAUCCAACGGAGUCCAGGUGCUGUUGACGGCACGAGAUGAAGAGCGGGGGACUGCAGCUGUUGAGAAGCUUCGGGCUUCCGGAGCAUCUGAUGUGGUGUUCCAUCAGCUGGAUGUUACUGACUCAGUUAAUGCUUCUUCCUUGGCGGAUUUUGUCAGGAAUCAGUUUGGCAGGCUUGAUAUAUUGGUAAACAAUGCAGGGAUUCUUGGAACAGAAUCAGACUCUCAAAGACGUGGUGGAGGUUCAAGCUUCUUUAUGUCUCGAGAGACUUAUAAGAAGGCAGAAGAAUGUCUAAACACAAACUAUUAUGGAGCCAAGAAAGUCACAGAGGCUCUGCUACCUCUUCUUCAGUUAUCACAAUCUCCACGGAUAGUGAAUGUUUCUUCAGUUUAUGGGAAGCUACAGGGUAUUCCCAAUAGAAGCAUCCAAAGAGAAAUAGGUGAUGUAAAUAGGCUCAGCGAAAAGAAAUUAGAUGAACUGGUCCAUUCCUUUCUAAAUGAUUUCAAGGAAGGAAAGUUGAGCAAAAAUGGCUGGCCAACUAGCUUUGCUGCAUACACAGUCUCUAAAGUAGCUUUGAAUGCUUAUACAAGAAUUCUUGCAAGGAGGUACCACACAAUCUGUGUCAACUGUGUGAAUCCUGGUUAUGUCAAAACUGACAUAAAUGGAAAUUCUGGGAUCUUAACCGUUGAACAAGGUGCUAAAGGCCCCGUGAUGUUGGCUUUGCUUCCUGAUGGCAGCCCUUCUGGCCUUUUUUAUGAUCAAACUAGAGAGACAUCCUUUUAGUUAUGUAAUUAUCUUUAUAGACUUGGAUUGAGCUUUGGCCCAAUUCUGUACCUCAAAAAACGGAAUAAUUAUCUCCAUGAGAGGACAGAAAACUGUGUAGUAAGAGUAGCAUAUAUUUUGCUCCAUCUAUUUUUCCUUGUGUAUGGUGUUGCCAUUGUUAUUUAUGUGAUUAGUUGAAUUGAAUUA
Messenger RNA from Phoenix dactylifera (date palm), 1459 nucleotides. The record is from RefSeq and is a predicted model, not a curated record. NCBI's taxonomy places the organism in Eukaryota, Viridiplantae, Streptophyta, Magnoliopsida, Arecales, Arecaceae.